Messenger RNA from Ylistrum balloti, 2184 nucleotides. RefSeq lists its product as uncharacterized. The transcript is spliced from 12 exons. The record is from RefSeq and is a predicted model, not a curated record. NCBI's taxonomy places the organism in Eukaryota, Metazoa, Mollusca, Bivalvia, Pectinida, Pectinidae. Bases 1 to 2184 code for a protein of 727 amino acids. Gene Ontology annotation, cellular component: membrane.
AUGUUGUUCUGGGUGGAAAUCGUUCUUAUUGCCGUCGGUGUCGAUUGUUUCAUCCCUGACCUGACUGGGCACACAUCAAAACAAGUCUCCUGGGAUUCAGGAUACCAUCCACCCCAGCUACCGUCUCUCCCUCGUAGCAUGAACCACCUGUCCAACUGUCUAAUAUGUCCCUAUAUAGAAGGAGCCGGCGUGCUGUGCAUUCAUUUGACUGGCGAGUGUGACGUACACGAGAACCGAUGUUUCAAGAGCUUAGCAGAGCCAAAGGUUUUCAAUGGACGUCAAUACAGCAAAAUAGACUAUGAUGGACAGGCGUGUCGAGCAAAGAGACUUGCAUUGUGCAGAGAAAAGAGAAGAAGGACUCAAACUGAAUGGAAAAGGGUGACUUUCUCGGACGAAAGGAAAGGUGGUCGUCGGCCAAGAGAAUCUUAUGGAGAAAGAGGAGAGGCAUGGCGACCGGACCUUGUUCAACCUCGAUCGGCACAGACCAAGAAGCUCCAAUCACGCAUGGACGCAAUAAAAUCAAAAUCAAAAGAUGAUUUGUACAGAGGAAUCUGUGACAUUUGGACGGAAAUCCCGCUUGCCUAUAUCCGUAGUCUCCAUACGAAUAUUCCAAAGCGUAUUUUAAACUUUAUACGACUGAAACGACACUUGACAAAGUAUCGAAGUCCAGUACUUCUGAACUACGACCCCACAAAGUUGAUCAGGAUUUCUGCAGACGCAAGUCAGAAAGGACUUGGCGCAGUACUUCUACAAAAGCACAACACCGAGUGGCUCCCUGUCGCGUAUGCAUCACGGGCAUUGACGGACACAGAAUCCCAAUACGCAUCGAUUGAGCAGAGUCGAAGUGAUUGUUCCUAUGAGAUACGACCAUUUUGGAACUAUCGAGAUGAACUUUUAGUAUUCAAGGGAUCCAGAGUUGUAAUUCCUAAGAAUCUCAGGAAAGAGAUGCUACAGGAAAUACAUGCUGGACAUUUAGGUGGUGGACAUGGUCAAGUGGCACAUACACAUUACACACCGGAAAUAAAAACGACACAGUCUGUUGUUCCAAAGAAAAAGGAUUCGCCACUCCAUCUGAGGAAUGCGGUAGCAGUGGAGUCUAUUGCUGGGAAGUUUAUGCUGGCAUCAAACUGCUCAGUGCCUGUAAAAAGGCGUAUGUUUCCUUUAGUUCUGGCUUAUAGAUUGACAGCACACAAAUCUCAGGGAAGCACCUACCAGUUCAUGGUUGCAAACUUUGCCAAGCCAAAACGAUUCCCAACACCUCAAGGCCUUGCAAAUACCAUACUCAACUUGAUGCAUGUGACAUUGAUGUCUAAUUCCGGACCAAAUUCGCACGAUGGCAUUUUGUUAAUCAAUACCAACGGUAUUGAUCACGUGGUUUGUGCAGACAGAUGGACAAACGAAAACAGUCGAGUAGUAUGUAGAACGAUUGGAACCACUCAAGGGUACGUGGCGACACAUAGGGAAGUCCAGGACUUUGGAGUACCCGUGUUGAAUGCCCAAAUCAUAUGUAGUGGACAGGAAGUUGACUUAUCCAUCUGUCCUCGAUACAGACAUACAACCUGCCUUAAUGAUCACAUCAUACACGUUACGUGUUCACCCUCAGACUUGAUGCAUGUGACAUUGAUGUCUAAUUCCGGACCAAAUUCGCACGAUGGCAUUUUGUUAAUCAAUACCAACGGUAUUGAUCACGUGGUUUGUGCAGACAGAUGGACAAACGAAAACAGUCGAGUAGUAUGUAGAACGAUUGGAACCACUCAAGGGUACGUGGCGACACAUAGGGAAGUCCAGGACUUUGGAGUACCCGUGUUGAAUGCCCAAAUCAUAUGUAGUGGACAGGAAGUUGACUUAUCCAUCUGUCCUCGAUACAGACAUACAACCUGCCUUAAUGAUCACAUCAUACACGUUACGUGUUCACCCUCAGCUUCAACUCCGACAACCACUAAAACAACUGCUCAGACAACCACUCUAUCGCCAACCACCACUUCAAGUACUACAACCACUAAGAAAUCAAUAACUACUUCAUCGACUACCACAGUUCCGUCCACCACUGAGACAACUACCACGACAACUGCCACAACAACUCCAUCCACAACAACUCCGACUUUCAGUAUGACUCCCACUUCAACACAACCAACUACAAGUACUGCUAUAAUCGAUAUAUUACUCUUCAUUCAAAUAGUUUAA